This is a messenger RNA of Punctularia strigosozonata HHB-11173 SS5, 1273 nucleotides long. RefSeq lists its product as uncharacterized. The annotation marks the transcript as partial. The record is from RefSeq and is a predicted model, not a curated record. The transcript has 3 exons. Lineage: Eukaryota; Fungi; Basidiomycota; Agaricomycetes; Corticiales; Punctulariaceae.
ACAUGUCUCCCACCGCGCGGAACGUUUCAACGCGGACUCUGUAUUCGCAUCACUGCCGAUUCCCGGUGAGGCGCAGGUGACUUGUCCGCCCCCACGUAUGCCCAAGUCCUUUGCCGCUGCGUCCAAGUCCUCCGCCCGCGUUGGGCCCUUCCGACUCCUCGCAACCCAUGUAUCUGCCUCGCUGGACGUCAUGCAUCAAACCCCGUCAAGCCUCCGAUGGCGACAUAUCGCCUUCGCUGUCUACGAGCCCAUUUGUUGACGUUCCAGCUGCACGCAAGUUCUAUCAGGACGCGUUCACCACGGGAGAUACUCGUCUGGGAGAUCCAACGCAUGUGCGCGCCUCCGAUGUAUGCGUUGUCUUCCGAUCUCAUCCACAGUUGCGGUGAAUGAGUCGAGUAGCAGCUCAAGAAGUGUUUCCGGCAUCUGCUAGCCCUCCUAAUUCGAAGUCGUCCCGUUGGCGAACGCUGCAUAGCAACCUAUGAGUGCGUCGUCGGUUUUCGUUCGCGCAUGCGUGCCCGAGUGCCACGAUUCCCCGCAUUUUAUGAACGACGACGGGAUCUCAAACCCGAGAUGCAGAGGAGGUAACGUAUGGCCGGUUACACUCAUGAUACCUCCGCGUACCCAACACUGCCGCCCAUUCGGAAAGCCAUGCUUUACACGCUCAACGUAUACGUGUCGGAAAACGCCCUCGUCAUGUCCACGGGCAUGGGAAAACGAAUUGAACAAGGCCGUCACCAUGUGCAUGUGCUAGUCAACAUCGAGUCAACGGCAAUGCGGCACCGUCGGUCCUCCGAGGCUCUGGCGUGCAACGCUGUGCGUCUGACUUUGCUCCCCUGCGCGGACUAUCGCGCAAUGGUACCUACUUGGCGGCAGCGCAUCCCCAACCUGUGCACGAAGUGCGCCCUCGCGACCACCUUCCGGGUGUUGAACGUGCGAGAUGGAGUAGAACGGCGAGGUAGCUGGGAGGAGGACGGAUGGACGAUGAACGUCGGAGAUGCGCACGUCGAAGACGUUUUGAAAUACCAAGAUCAUCGCGAUGGGAGCACUCUGAUCGCAAGAUGGGGGUGGGACCGAAGACGACAUGCAUGAGGUGAGCUUACAUUGUCGCCAUGCGCUAGUGUUCACCAUUGCUCCGAUCGCGCUUCAACUCGUUGGGCGUACCUUUGCUCGAUGGAUAUGAGAAACACGGCUGUGUGGGGACGUAGAAAUCGUUCUUUCCUCGGCACCCCGGUUAACCGCCAGUCAUAAUUGUACUUCCCCCAUCAUGACCAAU